AUGAAAUCCUUCACCGCUGCUGCUGUUAUGUCCACUUUGGCUCUCUCUGCCAAUGCCGGUUUGGCUCCCGUUGCCUCAGCACCUUUCGCAUAUGCUGCUUCUCCUUAUGCUGCUGCUCCCUAUGCUGCUGCUCCUUUCGGCGCUUCACCCUAUGUAGCUCAUCCUUAUGCUGCCGCUCCCUAUGCUGCAUACGCUGCCCCAGCUGCCUACUCUACUCCCUUUGUAGGCAAGACCUUCGCUGCUGCUCCAGCUUUCGCUGCCCCAGCACCCAUCUACUCUGCUGCUCCAGCUCCCUAUGUAGCCGCCCCUGUUGCUAAGACUUAUGCUGCUGCUCCUUUCGUAGCCAAGACUUUCGCCGCCCCAGCUCAAGUUGUAGCUGCUGCCCCAGCUCCAGUUUUCGCUAAGACUGUUGCUGCUCCUUUGGCCGCCCCCGUUGCUGCCGUAGCUGCUCCCGUUGUAGCCAAGGCUGCUUUCGUUGAACCCGAAAUUGUUGAUGCUCAUCCUCAAUACAGAUACGCCUACAAUGUUCAAGAUGCUUUGACCGGUGACUCCAAGACCCAAGAAGAAACCCGUGAUGGUGAUGUAGUCCGUGGCUCAUACUCCCUCAUUGAAGCCGAUGGUUCCCGUCGUAUUGUCAACUACUACGCUGACGAUAUCAGCGGUUUCAACGCUGUUGUCUCCAAGGAAUUGCCCGUAGCUGCUGCUCCCGUCGUAGCUGCCCCAGCUCCCGUUGUCGCCAAAACCUUUGCCGCUCCCAUUGUUGCCUAAGCUGCUGCUGUUAUGUCCACCUUGGCUCUUUCUGCCAAUGCCGGUUUGGCUCCCGUUGCCCAAGCACCUUUCGCCUAUGCUGCCUCUCCUUAUGCUGCUGCUCCUUUCGCCGCUUCUCCCUAUGUAGCUCAUCCUUAUGCUGCUGCUCCCUAUGCUGCCUACGCUGCCCCAGCUGCCUACUCUACCCCCUUUGUAGGUAAGACCUUCGCAGCUGCUCCAGCUUUCGCCGCCCCAGCUCCCAUCUACUCUGCUGCUCCAGCUCCCUAUGUUGCCGCCCCUGUUGCUAAGACUUAUGCUGCUGCUCCUUUCGUAGCCAAGACUUUCGCUGCUCCUUUGGCUGCCCCAGCCCCAGUUGUAGCUGCUGCCCCAGCUCCAGUUUUCGCUAAGACCUUUGCCGCCCCCGUUGCUGCUCCCGUCGUAGCCAAGGCUGCUUUCGUAGAACCCGAAAUUGUUGAUGCUCAUCCUCAAUACAGAUACGCCUACAAUGUUCAAGAUGCUUUGACCGGUGACUCCAAGACCCAAGAAGAAACCCGUGAUGGUGAUGUAGUCCGUGGCUCAUACUCCCUCAUUGAAGCCGAUGGUUCCCGUCGUAUUGUCAACUACUACGCUGACGAUAUCAGCGGUUUCAACGCUGUUGUCUCCAAGGAAUUGCCCGUAGCUGCUGCUCCCGUCGUUGCUGCCCCAGCUCCCGUUGUAGCCAAAACCUUUGCCGCUCCCAUUGUUGCCUAAUUUCCCCAUCCAUCAACCAUUAAGCCAACAGCAGUGAUGUCUAACAAUUAAUUUUAAUACUCUUGCGAGAUUACAUCAGUACCUUUCUGCCAAUUUGCCUUAAUUCUUAGCUAAUUGUUUAUCUUUACUUUGUUUUCUCUAUCCCUUUUCCUGCUAAGUCUUAAAAAAAUCUGUCUCUUUUCCGUUAUUGUCUAUGGGUUAAAUUAACCCAUAACUGUUGUCAAGGUGCUGGCAUACAAUUGCAAUAGCGUAAGCGAAAUUCAUUUGUAAAUAACAUUUUCUACAAUCAUUGUCGUCGUUGUACAAAAUUUCAACUUUCAUCACUUUUAAAUGACCAAGACUUUGAUAACUUUGUUAAAUAAAAAAAAAUAUUAUUGAAAAAAAAAACAAAA
Messenger RNA from Calliphora vicina (urban bluebottle blowfly), 1889 nucleotides. RefSeq names its product Cuticular protein 64Ad (gene Cpr64Ad). The transcript has 3 exons. Gene Ontology annotation, cellular component: extracellular matrix. Lineage: Eukaryota; Metazoa; Arthropoda; Insecta; Diptera; Calliphoridae. The record is from RefSeq and is a predicted model, not a curated record.